This is a messenger RNA of Stegostoma tigrinum, 4597 nucleotides long. RefSeq names its product spindle and kinetochore associated complex subunit 1 (gene ska1). The record is from RefSeq and is a predicted model, not a curated record. Gene Ontology annotation, molecular function: microtubule binding. NCBI's taxonomy places the organism in Eukaryota, Metazoa, Chordata, Chondrichthyes, Orectolobiformes, Stegostomatidae. The transcript has 7 exons. Gene Ontology annotation, cellular component: outer kinetochore; mitotic spindle; spindle microtubule. The coding region runs from base 130 to 891 and encodes 253 amino acids. Gene Ontology annotation, biological process: regulation of microtubule polymerization or depolymerization; cell division; chromosome segregation.
CCGGAAGGGCGGGAAUUUCAAACAGGCGGAGCUGCUAACGGACGUGCCUUUAAAAUAAUUGUUUACGAAGUAAUUAUUUUUCUUUUUGAAGACAAGAAUCAUUGGCGAGCUAUAAAUACAGGAACUGAAAUGACAUCUGUGGACCUGCAAGAUGUAUCAACUCAACUGAACAACAAGAUAACUUCUAUCAAAAGGUCUAUGCAGCUCAAAAACAUGUGUAAUGACCCUUCACUUACAAGUGUUCUGCAGAAGAUUGGCCUGGAAUUGUCUAGCAUUCGGGAUGUAUUGGACAUUUUUCAAAUGCAGAUACAACAGCAAAAAACUGAACUGAGAUCUCUCCAGGAAAUGAAAAAUGCAGUCCAAAGAAAUGCUGAAAUAGCACAUCAUUUGCUAGAAAAUAUCCCAGCUCAUCUACCCAAGAAAGCUGUUGAAGCUAGCACAGUAGAUGCAAAAGAUGUAAAAGUCCAAAAGGUUACUGCUAGUUCUGAACCGGAAAAGAAUUCUGUCAAGAACAAACAUUUUAUUCGUGAAAUGGAAUAUCUGUUAAUGGAUGAAUUCAAUCAGGUACCUGGGUACAUGAAAGGCCGAAUGACCUAUGAUCAGAUCAAUGCUGUGGUUAAGGAGAUCAAUGCCACAGUGAAAGCCAAGUACAAAAUCCUAAACCAGCCAAUGAAAUCCAUGUCGAACACUACUCGUAACCAAUACCAUGCUUUUAAAGAACAAGAAACCAAGGAAACGAAAGGUCAAUAUUUCUUCGUGGAAGCUGACAUUAAGGAUUUCACCCGCCUUAAGGUUGACAAGAAAUUUCACGUAAUCUUAAAUAUUCUGCGACAUUGCCACCGUUUGCGGGAAGUCCGUGGGAAUAAUCUUGUGCGCUAUGUGUUACUUUAAGGAGAUUGUAAAUUACUUCAGUAUUCUUAAGCCACAUAAAUCCUAAUGUUCAAAAGAACUGUGGGCAAGUUACUUUACAACAGGGAAUUAUAUUUGACUUAUUAUUUACUCCCUCUCCUAUUAUUGUAAUAUGGUCUUCAUCUGAUAACUUGUUUCUUUCCACUAACCUAUCAAAACAUGUUUAAAGUAUAUUUUUCUGCUUUACCAUCACUUAGGUAUCCCAAUUUCACACACCAUACUUUGCAUACAGAUUCAUACUGAAUGAAAGUUGAGAAGCUAUGUUGAAAUCCUGUUAUCUCAGCACCAUUUGUUUUGAAUGGUGUUGCAUUUAAUUCUGCUCAUUUGAAGUGCUGUGCGUCACUUCAUACAAUCGGCAAAUGAAGUAGAUCUUAAACUUGCUCUUGGGCUGGGUGACCAUGAGAGAGGAUGCAAGAAUAUGUCCAACUGAAGUGUGAAUGAAAUGUCUCCUGAUAUUACAGUGCAGGAAUUUAAAUACAUAUCACUGUUUAAAGUGACUACCUUUUGAAUAUGAAUUCAUCUGAAAGUUAGAUGUUUGAUCCUCUAUUUUGACCCCAGUCUAGCAGACUGCUCAAUGGUGGAAUUCUGUUGAAUUAACCAAAGAUCAUUUUUGUAUCCUUUUUGUGGAUCUCUGCUCUUUAAUGUUAUUUGAAAUAUUUCAGCAUAAUCAGUAGUAUCUGAUGUGAUUUUUCAAAUGUGUAUCUAAAAAGUCUUUAAGUCUACUGUGCUGUUUAAAGCUUGUGUUCAGUAAUGUACUUAUUAUUUUAACAAGGUCAAAAAACUUUCACUGCCUUCCUGGCUCUGAUAUUAUCCAAUCUACUGAUUCUGUAUUCGUAAUAUAUUUUGACUAGUUAAUCUUUGAAAAUGACUUACUGCCAACCUUUCAGCAAGCAUUGCAACUUUUAAAAACCCUGGUACAGGACAAUGCAACUUUUGUUUGAAUACUUUUCAACAUAUAAAAAUCACAAAGUGCAUUUCACAAGGCCUUUAGACUAGAUGGGGAAAAAGAAAACAAAAUCGUUUGAUGGAUGCAAGGCCACAAACUAAAGUUUAGGUGGGUAACUAAAAGCCGAGUUUGGACAUGAAUGGAGAUUAGCUCACAGCUGAUAAAAAUGCUCAGGGCUGUGCAAAAACACGAGGUUCAGGUAAGUGUAACAAAAUGAAGCUGAUAUAAAGCAACAGUGCUGUCCCAGCUGGAGCCCUUUCUUCAGUACGGGAUAGUGAUGUAUAACAAAUGGCUGCUGUUAAUGGGAAGAUUUUCCUAUUUAGCUGCCCUUGGAUGCACUGGAUUACUUAAGGACAAUGGUGGGUCAGUUGUUGAGAGAGAUUUUCAUGCCUGUAACAGACCCACUGAUUUUUUUGGUUUUAUAUCAAUAAUGGACUUAAAACUUUGUUACUACUAUUGAAUCCUCCAUGUCAAUUGGCUUUUAUGCACAGUGUUCAAGUAAUCCAAUGCUUCUAUCUGCAAUAACACAAAGUACAUUAAUGCACUAUUUUAAUCAUGCAACAGUGUGAGUAUAAUGUCUUUUAACUUGUUAAAAAAUUAUAUAAUUUUGGAAUUGACCGCUAGUGGAAAUUAAACUUUAAAAUUUUGAUAGAUAACGCUGUGGAGCUGUAGGAAUACAACAGGCCAGGCAGCAUCAGAAGAGUAAGGAAGUUGACUUUUUGGGUUGGGACCCUUCUUCAGAAAAACUUUAGAAUGGUCCUGACCUGAAAUGUCAACUUUCCUACUCCUCUGAUGCUGCCUGGCCUGCUGUCUUCCUCCAGGCCCAUACCGUGUUACGUAAGGCAAAAGAGUUCGGCUGAUCAAAGAUGUUUCGGGUGGGGACCCUUCAAAUUUUUAAUGAUGCUCUUUAUUUGAGAGAAAUUUUCCUAUGUACAAUUAUUACUCUAGUUAGGCUUCUAACCCAAACUAGCUGUUAGAAUUUAGUUGAUAAUCCAUUGAUGGCGGCACAGUGGCUCAGUAGUUAGCACUGUUGCCUCACAACACCGGGGGCCUGGAUUCGAUUCUGCUUUCAGGUGACUGUCAAGUUUGCAGAUACUCCCUGUCUGUGGAUUUUGUCUGGUUGCUCCAGUUUCCUCCCACAGUCAAGAGAUAUGCAGGUUAAGUAGACUGGCUAAGCUAAAUUGCCCAUAGCAUCUGGGGAUGCGCAGGCUAGGUGGAUUAGCCAUGGCAUAUGUGGGGUUCAAGAGAUAAAGUAGGGAGGUGGGUCUGGGUGGGAUGGUCUUCAGAGGGUCAGUGUAGACUGGAUGGGUUGAAUGGCAUGUUUCCAUACUGUAAGGUUUCUAUGAUUCUAUGAAUAUACUUUAUAAAUCACUCUAACUGCUUUUCAUAUGUCAUUGUUUUGUCAUUGCUGUUACGUCGCCAACCUAUAUACUUAUGCAUUGAGAUCAACUAGUUUUAUAAAAACUUGACAAAAUGGUGUUGUGCCAGUGCACUAUAGUGAUGGACCAUGAUAUAAUAGUGUUGAGGUCCUGAUUAAUACACUUUGUAGAUGUCAGUUAAAUGUUUGUGUGCCAAGUUUUGGCUUUUGCUAGAUAACUAGUGCAGCUAGCGUUUCCAAAAUAUUUUCCAUGUAUUAUUUCAAUUAUGUCAUAAUCUGAGAUCUGUGAAGUUUAAUGAAGAAAAAAACAUUAAAUUUGCAGUGUGCAUUAUUUAACAUUAUUACCUUGUGUUUUCAAUCCUUCCCUCAGGGCUCCUAGGCAUAACUAUAUGCCAAUGCACAUUGCAGUCAAACAAAAUUUAUGAACUAAUGAUGAAACCUGAGGUAAAUGGUAUGAUUUGGACCCAUUACAGAGACAUAGUUGCAGAAUAGCGUAGAUUGGGCCUUGAAUAUUAAACAGUAUGCGAUAUGUAGGAAGGGCAAUAAGCUACAAAAUUUGAAGGGAUUCCUCUGAUUAAGAAUUUUAGCACAAUAGAAGUCCAAGAAUCCUUAGAAUCUGGAAAAGUCCUAGAGGACUGGAAAAACUACCAAGUAAUGUGCCUGUUCAAAAAGGGAAUAAGACAAAAAAAUCUGGCAUGGUGUUAGCUGAAUAUCUGUUAUUAGGAAAACAUUAGACUAUUAUACGGGAUGCAAAAGUAGAGCAUUUUAAAAAAUGCAUAAUAGAAUCAAGAAGAAGUGCCCUUCCAUUUGCCUGGCAAAUUUAUUAGAAUGUUUUGAGGAUGGAUUGAAUGGCCCAUUUCUGUUCCUACAUCACACAGUAUUAACAAGUUAUGUGACGUUAUUAGACUAUGGUGAUAAUCACAGAAGAUUUUAAUCUACAUAAAGAUUGGGAAAAUCAGAUGGGCAAAAGAAAGCUUCGUUGAGGAAUUCAUAGAAUGUUUCUAGGAUAAUUUCUUGAAAUAAACUAUCCUGCACACUAACGAGAAAGUAGGCGAUACUAGACCCAGUAUUGACUAAUGAGAUGGAACAAAUUAAUAAGCUCUUCAUGAAUGUGCUCCAGGCAGCCAGCUUAAUGUAAUUGACUUGUACAUACAGUUUGGAGGUUGGGGGGAGCAGAACUGACUCUAAUUUUAAGUUUUAUAAAAAGGCAGUUGAGAGAUUGAAGGCAGAGCUCGUGAAAGUGAAUUGCUAUUUGAGGUUAAGGGAUUUUAAAAAAGCCUAGGGACAGAGGGAAGCUAUUCAGCCACUUCAGCUUGUUCUGCAAUUCAAUAGACUCAGCCUUAACUCCAUUUUUCCUGCCUGAC